Molecule: messenger RNA, 1587 nt
Organism: Sparassis crispa
Lineage: Eukaryota; Fungi; Basidiomycota; Agaricomycetes; Polyporales; Sparassidaceae
Product: Probable amino-acid permease
Exons: 10
Coding region: 1-1587 (528 amino acids)
Biological process (GO): amino acid transmembrane transport
Cellular component (GO): membrane
Molecular function (GO): amino acid transmembrane transporter activity
Source: RefSeq, a predicted model, not a curated record
AUGAUCGCCAUAGCUGGGACCAUAGGUACAGGAUUAUUUCUGGGGACUGGGAGAUCGCUAGCGCAAGGUGGACCGGCGAGCAUGGUCAUAUGCUAUGGAAUUGUCGGGGCUGUUGUUUAUGUUACGCUACUGUUACUUGGGGAGAUGGCUACCCAGUAUCCUGUCGCUGGUUCUUUCAACGCGUAUGCUACGCGUUUCUUUUCUCCUGCCUAUGGUUUUGCCCUUUCGUGGAACUACUGGUUCAAUGACGCCGUAUCUGUCGCGUCGGAUUUGACUGCUGCACAGCUUGUUCUCCAGUUCUGGACGACCUGGAAUCCGUGGAUGAUCAGUCUAGUGUUCUGGGUUUUCCUGGUUGGCGUGAACGCAGCGCAUGUGAAGGUGUACGGAGAGUUGGAAUACUGGCUCUCUUCACUCAAGAUCACUGCUGUAGUGGUUUUCAUAAUCGUUGGAAUAUUUGUCAACGUCGGCUUCAAUCGCGAUCACGAGUUUAUUGGCACUAAGUACUGGAACACGGCCGGAGGUCCAUUUGUGGGCGGAUUUGCCGGAUUCGCGCGCGUGUUCGUGACGGCGAGCUUCGCUUAUGGCGGAACAGAGAGCCUGGGCAUCACCGCGGGUGAGACAAAGAAUCCAUCACGGAACAUGCCACGUGUUGUUAAAUUCGUCUUCUGGAGGAUUUUGUUGUUCUACAUUCUGAGUAUCGCCUUGAUUGGGCUGAACAUUCCAUGGAACUAUCCGGGGCUGUCCAACACGACUACUACAACGUCACCCUUUACCAUCGUGUUCAGGGAGGCCGGCUCUAAUGUUGCCGCGUCUUUCAUGAAUACUGUCAUCCUUACAUCAGUCCUGUCCGCUGGCAACCACGCGCUUUUCGCUGGUUCCCGUGUUCUUUAUGGUCUCUCGGUCAUCAGUCCGGCAGCGCAAGCUCCGCGGAUAUUCUCGUGGACGACAGAGGCAGGUGUUCCUUUACCUGCGCUCCUAGCCACUAGCAGCGUGAGCGUCUUGUGCUUCGGCACUAGCUUCAUCGGCAGUGGGCAACUAUGGGGUUGGUUGCAAAAUAUCGUUGGCGUUUCGAAUCAGAUAGCAUGGUUAUCGAUAGGACUGGCAAGCUGGAGAUUUAGACAAGCGUGGAUUCAGCAGGGUCGCUCGUUGGAGGAACUGAAGUUCAGGGCCUCGUGGACAUGGCCUUGGGGGCCGCCGUUCGUGGUGGUGACUGUUACAGCUUUGAUUCUCAUCCAAGGCUGGUCCUCCGUGAUACCCCAUUUUUCUGCGGUCGACUUUGUCUCUUUCUACGUGGAGUUGCCCGUGAUGGUAGCCAUGUAUGUCGGAUGGCUACUCGCAAGUGGGUCCCUCUUCAGGCCACAGGAAGAAGUCUCCUUGUCCCUACCGCCGACAGCUUCAACACCUCUUUUAUAUCCUUCCAAAUUGCGUCAACGAUGGCGAUACCAUGAUCUUGUCGAUACCCAGACCGUCGACCUGAGAAGGGACGAACAUAAGGAAGAGGAUGAAGACAGGGCGGACGACGAAGAGCGCGAACAUAGGCUCAAGGGACAAGUUGGGCUGCUGUGGAGGCUGUAUUACAUGGUGUAG